AAAGUCGCUGUUUGGUUCUAAUCACAUAAUAAUAAUUUAAUAUUGUUAAAAAAUGGCAAAGAAGCAAAUGAGCCAAACUCAGAAAAAAACAUUGUUAGAGUUUAUGGAGGAAAAUCCUCAACUGGUUACCCAAAAAAUAAGUAACCAAUAUACAAGUGCUGAUAUGAAUCAAAAAUGGGCGGAAAUCACGGAUAGGUUAAAUAGCAUUCCUGGAUGCAAUAAGUCCUGGAAGGAAUGGAGAAAGUGUUGGAGUGAUAUGAAAUGCAGGAGCAAAAAAAAGAAAGCGCAAGAAAAGCGGUCAAUGAAUAUGACUGGCGGUGGACCCCCGGAAGAAGAUGGGCCCGAUGAAAUGGACCAAAAAAUAUUAAAUAUUAUAGGUGGCGAUGUUUUAAUUUCAGGCAUAGACGUGCCUGAAAUUGGAUUACCUUUAGUAUCUGCCAUCAAUGAACCAGCAACAGUUUCACUACCCAAAGGUAGUUAUAUCGAAGAAUCAGAAGAUACUGAUUGUGGUGAAAUUCAUGAGGCUGAUAAGGAAAAAGCUAAUGAAAAUCAUUCUAAUAAUAGCCCUAAAACAUCAACAAGAGUUAGACCUCCUCUAAUCAAGAAAAGGGCUAUAUCUGCAGUCCCUCUUGAAAAAACUAAAAGAAAAACUAAUCAUACUGCUUCAAUUGAAGCAUCCCAAAAGUUUAUAAAAAUUGCAAGGGACAAAUAUGAAUUAAAAAAGAAUUAUUAUGAAAAAAAAAUUCAAAUUUUGGAAAAGCAAUCUGAAACUUUGGAAAGGAUUGCAGUUGGGGUCGAAAAUUGUGCUGAAUUUUUAAAAAAUAAAACAUUUAUUGAACAUUACGAAUAAAUGUCCAAUGUAUUAUUAGUUAGU
This is a messenger RNA of Sitophilus oryzae (rice weevil), 874 nucleotides long. RefSeq lists its product as uncharacterized. The record is from RefSeq and is a predicted model, not a curated record. Gene Ontology annotation, cellular component: nucleus. The transcript is spliced from 3 exons. NCBI's taxonomy places the organism in Eukaryota, Metazoa, Arthropoda, Insecta, Coleoptera, Curculionidae. The coding region runs from base 53 to 850 and encodes 265 amino acids.